AUGGCUGGACUGCUGGAGGACUUGGCGGAGUCAGUGUAUGAGGGAAAACAGGUAGACGCCAUUUUUAUUGAUUUUGAGAAGGUGUUCGAUAGGGUGCCACACAAGAAAGUGAUAGAAAAGGUUGAUAGUCUAAUAGAGACACCGGCUCGUCUGCCGGGGGCAGUAAAGUGCGGCCGGGAGACGGCCGGCCGCCACUCCGCUGAUUGGCGGCACGACGAGGCCCCGGGAUCCGCCCCCCUGGUGGCCUCACCGGCCCCGCUCGCCGCUCCUGCCGCGGCGUACACGGCCAUCAUGAACCCGCUGCGGCCUAGGAUGGGCCGGCGCACGACGCUGUGCAUAGCCGCCGGCAUCUGGGCGCUGGGCACUGUGCUGUCACUGCCCAUGCUCGUCUUCUUCACCACCUACGUGCAGGAGUUCCCCAACGGCAACACCCGCGUCGUCUGCUACACCGAGUGGCCGGACGGCCCCACCACCGCCAGCUACCAGGAGUCCAUAUACAACGUGCUGUUCAUGAUCCUGACCUACUUCCUGCCCAUCGGGUCGAUGACCUUCACGUACGCGCGGGUGGGGCUGGAGCUGUGGGGCAGCCAGAGCAUCGGCGAGUGCACUCAGCGCCAGCUGGAGAACAUCAAGGCCAAGCGCCGGGUGGUGAAGAUGAUGAUCGUGGUGGUGGUGAUCUUCGCCGUGUGCUGGCUGCCCUUCCACAUGUACUUCAUCAUCACGUCCGUCAUACCGGAGAUCAUCAACGCCAACUACAUCCAGGAGGUGUACCUGGGCAUCUACUGGCUCGCCAUGUCCAACUCCAUGUACAACCCCAUCAUCUACUUCUGGAUGAACGCCAGGUUCCGGCGCGGCUUCAAGCAGUUCUUCUCGUGCUGCCCCGGCGUGCAGCUGAGCCCCGAGGUGCUGGCGCGGCGCGAGGCCGUGCACAGCCGCUACUACAGCGUGUCCGGCUCGCCCGAAGCCGGCUGCCGCGUCGUGCGCAACGGUGAGCCG
Bacillus rossius redtenbacheri is the source of this 996-nucleotide messenger RNA. RefSeq names its product tachykinin-like peptides receptor 99D. The record is from RefSeq and is a predicted model, not a curated record. The transcript is spliced from 6 exons. The annotation marks the transcript as partial. Gene Ontology annotation, molecular function: tachykinin receptor activity. Gene Ontology annotation, cellular component: plasma membrane. NCBI's taxonomy places the organism in Eukaryota, Metazoa, Arthropoda, Insecta, Phasmatodea, Bacillidae. Gene Ontology annotation, biological process: G protein-coupled receptor signaling pathway.